Messenger RNA from Brienomyrus brachyistius, 1510 nucleotides. Its product is annotated as neurotrophin-3-like. Lineage: Eukaryota; Metazoa; Chordata; Actinopteri; Osteoglossiformes; Mormyridae. The transcript has 2 exons. The record is from RefSeq and is a predicted model, not a curated record. Gene Ontology annotation, molecular function: growth factor activity; nerve growth factor receptor binding. Gene Ontology annotation, biological process: nerve growth factor signaling pathway; nerve development; regulation of neuron differentiation. The coding region runs from base 118 to 924 and encodes 268 amino acids.
CGCGGAAGCAACGCAUUUGUAAGUAGUGUGUGUGUGCCUAAUGGGUAUGUUUUAAACCAAUCUACUGCAAUCUUUAGUUUUAAUGUCGACUUUUCUGGAUAUCUCUUCAUCGAUGCCAUGGUUGCCGUUAUUACGAUCCUGCAGGUGAAUGUUGUGAUGUCCCUCUUGUUGUACGUCAUGUUCCUGGCAUACAUGUGUGGCAUCCAGGCCCCGCCCCCAGGUCGACAUACAGCCAAUCCUGACCCGGUGAGCUCCCUGAUAUUCCAACUGCUACAGGCUGAAAUCGACAGGGGGAGGGCCCAACACGAACCUGACAGUGAGGAAGAGGUACUCGACUCUCCUACGCCACCAACUGACGGCCCGUCGGAGGACUUGGAUUACUUGCAGGAAGCACCACCUAUAUACCAACCGGUGAUGGAUGUUGGCUGGGAAGUACUCCAGCACAAAGGCUACAACUCACCCCGCGUCCUGCUAAGCAUGUGGCCCCCCCUGCAGCCACCGCCCCCAUACCUUAUGGAUGACUUCACGGCCAGUUCGCACGCACCCAACCGGACACGGAAGAAGCGCCAGUCUGAGCACCGGAGCUCCCACGGGGAGUACUCUGUGUGCGACAGCGAGAGCCAGUGGGUGACAAACAAGAGCAGCGCCGUGGACAUCCAUGGCCGGCAGGUCGCCGUCUUGAGCACCAUGCGGUCCGGCAACGCGGACGUCAGGCAGUACUUCUACGAGACGCGGUGCCGCAAAGUCAGGCCGACUCGAGGGGGCUGCCGCGGCAUCGACGACAGGCACUGGAACUCGCAGUGCAAGACGACGCAGACAUUUGUUCGUGCACUGACCUCAGAUCAGACCUCGGUGGGAUGGCGCUGGAUACGCAUAGAUACUUCCUGUGUGUGUGCACUGUCCCGCAAACACCGUCGCGUAUGACAGGGGCUGGUGUGGCCUGGACAAGCGGGAAUGUAACUUAUUACUUAACUUAAACUACAUGUUGUAUAUUUAUAUAUGUUUAUAUAACUAUAAGGUCUGCCAUUGUAUUUUAUUUAUUAAAAUUUGUAUGUGACAGAAUCUAAAAUCUAAUCAGUUCUAAUAGUGCCAGAAGCCAGUGUGACCUCAACAAACACUUGACCCCAAAUAACAGGACACCUCAGCAUAUAGUACAUACAGUAUUUCAUCCUGUCCACUUGUCCCAUUCCCAGUUCCCUGCUCCUUUCCUGAGAUCCGUGCUUUCUCUUCCAGGGUAUAGCAGUUUAAUUCCUUGAGGAAAAUGCUGAUAUUUUACUACUUUACAAUUGACAAAAAUGUAUUUCAUUAAAGAUUUUUUUAUUACCAUCAAAGAGCCCGGGAUUCUGGGUGGCAUGAGGCGUUGAAUUCUUGUCACAUAAUGUUUUUAACUGUGAUGUCACAGAUGUGCACUGAAACAAGCUGAAAUUGUUUAUAUACAGUGGUGCUGGAGGCUGUAAUGAACAUUAAUCAGUUAAAAGCAAGAAAAAAAUAUAUUGGAUUUAACACCUUC